AGUCAAGCCCGGGCCCCUGCUCGGCUCUCUACAGCGCCCUGCCCACCCGCCACACCCUCUUUGACUUGGGCUGGCCGCUGGCCCCGCCCACCUCCCGACACCGCCCCGCCCCUCCGGGCGGUCCUCGCUCCUUCGCCGGGGGACCUCGCCUCAGUCUCCGCUUCGCCUCCCGGCCCUGGCGUCGCUGUGCGGGCUGCGAGGCUCCCGCGACCCAGAAGCACUCGGGCGCGGGCGGAGCGGUGGGGCUGUGUAGCUACGCCAUGGCCGCGUCGGCGUGGUGCUGCCUGCGCUGCUGCAGGGACGGCGGGACUGGCCACAUUCCUCUCAAGGAGAUGCCGGCCGUACAGUUGGACACGCAGCACAUGGGAACAGAUGUUGUCAUCGUGAAAAACGGAAGAAGAAUCUGUGGCACUGGAGGUUGUUUAGCCAGUGCACCCUUACAUCAGAACAAAAGCUACUUUGAGUUCAAAAUCCAGUCUACUGGAAUCUGGGGUAUAGGUGUUGCAACUCAGAAAGUUAACUUGAACCAGAUUCCUCUUGGCCGAGACAUGCAUAGCCUGGUGAUGAGAAAUGACGGAGCCUUGUACCACAACAACGAAGAGAAAAACAGGCUGCCAGCAAACAGCCUUCCUCAGGAGGGAGAUGUAGUGGGUAUAACAUAUGACCAUGUAGAAUUAAAUGUAUAUUUGAAUGGGAAAAACAUGCAUUGUCCAGCAUCAGGUAUCCGAGGGACAGUGUAUCCAGUUGUAUAUGUUGACGACAGUGCAAUUCUGGAUUGCCAGUUCAGUGAAUUUUAUCAUACUCCUCCACCUGGUUUUGAAAAAAUACUAUUCGAGCAGCAGAUCUUCUGAAUGAGUUUGUUCUCAGGACUUAGACCUCUGCACCAUCACACAAGCGCUUACCACGUAAUAAAGCUCUCCUUGAUCGAGAGACUCGAACACAUGCUGAACACUGAGCUUCUAAUUGUUGUCCAAGGAACCCAUGUAUUCAUUAUACCAUGCUGAGGUUUGGUUUAAAAGAUCUAGGCAACUUAUUUAAUCUUAUUUAAACAAAUAUAUAUAGCUCUGAGUUUGAUUAACAGUAUUAUGUGGUAACAUGUAUAUAAAUAUUUAAAGGGAAUUUUUCUUAUAUAAAAUAUUUGACAGUGAUGUGUAAUUGAGUGAUUAUUUUUUUGUCAUCCUGAACUUGAGUCACCAUAGUCUGUAAUCCAAUAAUUUUGUGUCUCCCUGUCCUUUUUGAUAAAAUGAAAUGGCAGAAAUUUACAUACUUGGCAGCUUAAUUUUGCUGAUCUAUUUCCUCUGUUAAUGGACUACUUUUCUUAAAACUGAAACUGCUUCUUUUGCUGUAUUGUUGUAUCCCUGCUUUCUGUUGCCUUUUUGAAAGACGAGGAAGUUAUCAGACCAUCUUGUUGAAGACCAUCAAGAUGAGCAAGUAGUGAUUGCUCGUAGUAUACUAGCAAACUCUGUAAGAGUUAUGAUGCUUUAAAUAUAAAAUAAGCCAAGUGUGAAGGCACACACCUUUAUUUCCAGCACUUGGGAGACAAAGUCAGGUAGAUUUCUGUGAGUUUGAAGCUAGCCUAGUCUAUAUAGUGAGUAUUAUAAGUACCCAGACAACCAGGGCUGUGUAGGGAGAACCUGUCAAAAAAAUCUAAUUGUUUUUUGCUAUAAGGAAUAAUAAAGAUGUAUUAAGGAAUAUUCAGUAUUAUAUUUAAAUAUUCUUCCUGUUUUGUUAAUUAUAUGGUAAUAAUCAUGGAAAUUUUGACAUAAGUGAGUCUUCAUGGUCUUGAGCCUUUGAUCUUCUUGAGUCACUUUUUAUUAGUUAACAACCUGACUAAGCUAAUCACAUCUUCAAACAGUUAUAUUCUUUUUCUCAGAUAAGUAUAGUCAGGAGUCAUCACAACAAAUUGUAUGAUGUUGUGAGGCAAGGAAAAUAUGGACGCUAGAAUUCAGAGAACAGUUGCCCAGUUUCCUUCUGUCCUCUGCUGCUGAGUUUCUCAGAGUCUACCUUACACAAAGGGUAAUCAUACUGACAUGCUGAGAGCCUGUGACUAGUUGAUGGUGUGUGUAAAAUGCUUUAAUUAUCAGCACUUAAUAAAAAUAGCCAUGAUUAUUGUGAAGCAGUGAUUUUCAUGGUGUCUUAGACCAGCAGGAUCACUGGGGAACUCUUUAGAAUAGGGGACAUUCUUGGACCCAGCCCAGACUUAUGCAGUAGAGACUCAGGUCAGGGGUGUAUUCUGGACCCUGUGCAUACUAGACUAAGCAGGUAAAAUGUCUCGAGAUUUAAGGCAGGCUGGUUUUAAUUCCAGAAGCUAUGGAGUUCUGCACAAUGCUUAUGUGUUAUUUAGUAGACUACAUUUGGUUAUGUGCUUCGCAAACAUAUUUACAUAAACCCACAUUUUACCUCUGAAGAUAUAUAGAAUUCAGACUAUAUAUGUUAUUUAUUGACUUUCAUCUGACUUUCUAUUUUAGUAAUUUUGAUUCACAACAUGUUUAACUGGGUGUGGUGGCACAAGACAGUAACCUAGCACUUGAGAGAUCAGGGAAGGAGGCUCACAAAUUUAAGGCCAGACUAGACUAUGUACUGUAAUGUUCCUUGUCUCAAAAUACAGAGGAGGCUAGCUGGAUAGAUCUAUGUGGAAAAGAGAAUUCUCUAAUUUCAGUAUACUGCUUUUAGUGAUCUUAGUACAUCCAUCUGUUAUGUUUUUAGAUUUUUUUAUUUAUGUCUAUGUGUAUGUGUAUAUCUGCAGCAUGUAGGUACCCAAAGUCUAAAGAGUGCAUCAGAUCACCAAGCUGGAGUUACAUGCAGUUGUGAGCUGUCUAGUGUGGGUCCUGACCUCUGCAAGAGUAGCAAGUGCUUUUAAUGGCUGAGCCAUCUGACCAAUCCCAAACUCUUGUUUAUAUUUGUAAAAGCUAUUUUUUAAAUCAUCACAUUCUUUUCUUUUUCUGAUAUUGUAUUUAUUCAUUCACAGUCUUAUACAUGUAUGCAGUAUAUAUUUCUUACCAUUUUUCUUUUAAUUUUAAUGUUAUAAUCACAUGUUAUUUAUUCCCUCUUCCCUUUCCUCCCAUAUAACCCUCCUAGUUCUCUUUCGAAUUCAUGGCUUCUUUUUUUAUUAAUAGUUGUUACAUGUAUACAUGUAUAUACAUGUAUACAUAUACAUACAUACAUGUAUAUACAUGUAUAUUCCUAAAUGUAAUCUGCUCAGUCUGCAUAAUGUUAGCUCGUCUGUGCGUGUGCACAGGGCUCACCAUUUUGUAAUGGUGUCCUCUUCCCUGGAGAGGACUGUUUCUCUCACUCUGCAUUCCUUAGUUGUCUGUCAUUCUUUGUGUAGGUUUGAGGUCACUUGGUCUUUCCCUUGUCCACUUUGGCCUGUUGUUGUCCUUGUUCAGCUCAGGUGUAGUCAGACAUGUUUUUUUGUUUGUUUGUUUUUUGUUUUUUAAAGCACUUUGUAUUUAUAGCUUUCUUUUCUUCUCUUCUCUUUUCUUUUUAAAGAUUUAUUUUAUUUACAUGAGUACACGGUAGCUGUCUUCAGACACACCAGAAGAGGGCACCAGAAGAGGGCAUCAGAUCCCAUUACAGAUGGUUGUGAGCCACUAUAUGGUUGCUGGGAAUUGAACUUUGGACCUUCAGAAGAGCAGUCUGUGCUCUUAACUGCAGAGCCAUCUCUCCAGCCCCUUAGUCAUGUUAAUGAGACUUUCAGGGUAUAGAUUCUGACAUUACUAGGAGACACAGUCUGAGAGCAAACUCCCUGAUCCUCUGGCUCUUACAGUCUUUCUACUCCCUUUUCUACAGUGUUCCCUGACCCCUAGGCGUGGGAGUUGUCUUGUAGAUGUAUCCCUUGGGACUGUGUUCCACAACUCUGCAUUUCGAUUGUUACGAGUUUGUGUCAUGGUCUCUGUUGUAAGUGGAUCGUUAAAAUGGAUCUGUUGCAAAGAAAAGUUCCACGGAGGGAUGAGGACUAGGAGCCUUCAGUAAAUGAGAACAUGUGACAUUUGUCUUUCUGGGUCUGAGUUACCUUACUCAAUAUGAUCUUCCUAUCUACUUAACCUGUAAACAUAAUGAUUUUAUUUACAUCUGAAUAGUAUUCUGUAGUAUUCUACAUUUUUCAUUAUAAAAGAGCAACUAGAAAUAAAGCAUCAAAAGGUCC
Messenger RNA from Mus musculus (house mouse), 4144 nucleotides. RefSeq names its product SPRY domain containing 7 (gene Spryd7). NCBI's taxonomy places the organism in Eukaryota, Metazoa, Chordata, Mammalia, Rodentia, Muridae. The transcript is spliced from 5 exons. The record is from RefSeq and is marked validated. The coding region runs from base 261 to 851 and encodes 196 amino acids.